This is a messenger RNA of Medicago truncatula (barrel medic), 1735 nucleotides long. Its product is annotated as peptidyl-prolyl cis-trans isomerase FKBP62. Lineage: Eukaryota; Viridiplantae; Streptophyta; Magnoliopsida; Fabales; Fabaceae. The transcript has 9 exons. Gene Ontology annotation, molecular function: peptidyl-prolyl cis-trans isomerase activity; protein binding. The record is from RefSeq and is a predicted model, not a curated record. The coding region runs from base 117 to 1445 and encodes 442 amino acids.
GCUAAAGAGCAAUAUUUGUUAGUUAGUUUGUUCAUAUUCUUCUUUCCUGUUCUCGAAUAAUCCCCGAAGGAAACCCUAGUUCUCUCUCGUCGUUGUAAAAGAAGAUUGAUUUGGAAAUGUAUGGCGUCGGCGCUAACAAUGAAUUUGAUGCUAGAUAUAUCAUUCCACUCAACAGAUUCAGUAAGAAUGUUGAAUACACUAAUCCAAUUCGCAAAUACAAUGAGAUGAUCGGAAGGACUUCUUAUGAUAUUUCUUUUCUUGUGUUGACGGAGCCGGAGGAUAUUUGUAAGGAUGGAGGUUUGGUGAAGAAGACACUCAAGCCCGGGGAUGACAAAUGUCAACAUUUUGAUGAUUAUGAUUAUGUUUUAGUUAAGUACGAAGCACGUCUUGAUGAUGGAACUCUUGUUAAAAAAUCUGAUGAUUAUGGAGUGGAGUUCACACUCAACGAUGGUCAGUUAGUCCUACAACUUUUAUUAUACAUUCCUUUUCCGGUUCGAUCUUACUUUCUUUUACGCCAUCUCAUAGGUCAUUUUUGUCCUGCAUUAUCAAUCGCUGUUAAGACUAUGAAGAUCGGAGAAAAAGUCAUUUUAACUGUUAAGCCACAAUAUGGAUUUGGUGACAAGGGCAAGCCAGCUCACCAUGAUGAAGGUUCAGUUCCACCUAACGCAACAUUGCAGAUUAUUCUCGAGUUUGUUUCUUGGAAGGAAGGACCUAAGGAAGGACCUUUUCGUAAGAUGGUCCUCAAGGAAGGAGAAGGGGACGACUGUCCAAAUGAGGGAGCUCUUGUGAAAUUGAAACUAAUUGGUAAGCUGCAAGAUGGCACUGUAUUUUUUAAGAAGGGCUAUAGUGAUGGUGAUGAAGUGGAGCUGUUUGAAUUUAAAACAGAUGAGGAGCAAGUGAUUGAUGGGCUUGAUAAAGCUGUACUGACCAUGAAGAAGGGUGAGGUAGCUUUGUUGACUAUUACACCUGAAUAUGCUUUUGGUUCAUCAGAGUCUCAGCAGGAAUUGGCAGUGGUUCCUCCUAAUUCAACCGUGUAUUAUGAGGUUGAGCUAGUAUCGUUCGUAAAGGCUAAGGAGGUAUCAGACAUGAACACUGAAGAGAAGAUAGAAGCUGCUCUUAAGAAGCGACAAGAAGCCGAAGCAUUCGUUUAUGCUGCUGAAUAUGCAAGAGCUUCUAAAAGAUAUCAGAAGGCUCUGAAGUUUAUAAAGUAUGAUACUUCCUUUCCCGAUGAGGAUAGGGAAAUUGUUGGCUUGAGGCAUUCUUGUAAUCUGGGCAAUGCAUGCUGCUUGAUGAAAUUGAAAGAUUAUGAACGGGCAAAUAAAUAUUUUAAGGAUCGCUUGCAUGAUUUCAACUUAAAGCGCAUAGACACUGAAACGUUGUCUGCGAACCAUAGACUUCGAUGCAGGCGGAAAGACGCCAAUAAUUAUUAUUUGAAUGUGAUGUGAAGUUGAAGUCAAAAAAUGGAUGGUUUAUUUAGAUUGUCUCCAUAUCUAACCUUGUACAUUUAUUGAGCAUGCAGAAAUUCGGGCCAAAGAUGGUACAUAUGCUGUGAAUUGUGUGUUGAUGUUUCUUUUUUUCUUGACGCAAAUGUGUUGAUGUUUCUAGAGUAACUUGGACUUGUGAGUUUAUAGUAUUUUCUAAUGGACAUGUAAUAUUCAGUGUUCAAUUUAAUUUAUAUGUAUUGACAAUGUAAAACUUAUUUACACAAAUUUAUGCCACGUUUAAUUAGAUAUUA